CCCAUUAAAUCUCCGUCCCUAACCCCUCUCUCUCUCUCUCAACUCUCUAACACAGUCGCCUGUUACCUAUCCUACCCCCUGCCACCUCUCCGCCUCUCCCUAUGGUACAGCCGCUAGCCUCCCGCUGAUCGUCCCUUUGCUCUUCACGCUGGCAACGUCGUUGCUGCGUCCGGUGCUCCUGGUUGCUUCUUCUCUCUCCUCCGCCGAUCCCUCUGGUUCUCGUCGCUGCGUCCGCUGGUCCAUUUCUUCUGCCAUCCGGUGCUGUUCCUUGCCGCUGGUCCUCAUCCUCAGUCACGCCACUGCUGCUCCUCGCCACUACGGCCUCAGUCACUGCAGGUUUGAAUGGGUUUUGAGAUUGUGGUUUCAGAUGUGUGCUUUCUAAGAUUUGUGAGAUUAUUGAUGUGGAUUUCUGAAAUUUGUGGAAAUGUUAAGAUUUAUGUGAAUGUUCUUGGGGUUGUAUUUGUGAAAUUUGUUUUUAAAUUUGUUGAAAUAAACACUAUUGUGAAUGAAUUGAGGGUUGUUUUUGUGAGAUUAUUGAAAUGGGUUUAUGAAUUUUAUUGAAAUGUUAAUGUGAGAUCCCUGAAAAUUUGUGGAAAUGCUAAGAUUUAUGUAAAUGUGCCGAGGACUGUAAUUAAGAGAUUUAUUGAAAAUUUGUUAAAGUAAGACUAUCAUGAAUGAGUUAAGAGUUGUUUUUGUGAGAUUAGCGUAAUGCUAAUGUGAGAUUUUGUGUGAUUUUUUUUUUUUGUAUUAUGAGUUGAUCAGGUGGUUUUGGGUAAUGGUAAAUGGGUUUGGGAUGGAUACAAGUAGUGGAGUUAAAUUUGUAAACGGGUUUGGGUACUUUAAAUUCGUGGGUAGCCUAGCCAGUACCAUCCCUGAUCUAGGUUGCUUUACAUUGUAAUGGUGUGUCAUAAUGCUUAUGUAACGGGCAUGGAUUUGGAUACUGAUAGUUUAAAUCUGAGUUUCCUUUCUUUUGGCCAAUCCUUGACGACUCAAAAUAAGCUCAUCAAACCCUAGAUUGCAUGGCGAGUGUCAGCGGAAGCACUUCAUCUCCUCCCAAAUGCACCAGUGAAAAGCCUGUGGUUGUUAGGGUUAAGCGCAAGUCCAACCAGUCUCGACUGGAUGCCUUCUGGCUGGAAAUUAAUGAGAGGCCAUUAAAGCGCCCGCUGUUGGAUUUUGAGAAGUUGUCCAUUAGUUGUGAAUCAGUUCAUGGAAAAGUAGAGGAAUUGAAGACUAAGAAAGUUUUUGUACAACAUGUUGAGACGGUUAACAGCACGGAGGCCACUAUUGAUAUAUUACAAUCAUUUGUGCCUAAUUCGACUGAUGCAGUUGAAGUCAUUCCAAAAAGUAAAGAACGAAAACAGAUCUUCAGAAGGGAUAAUAAACAACAGCAGCUUUUGUCCAAGGCUAGAAAAAAUCAAGAGAUAUUGGCUCAAAAUGCCCGUUUUGAACAAAUUUGGAGGAGCCGUAGAGGUAACAAAGAGACUUCACAUGAUAAAGAACUACGUGACAUGUGCCAUUUCUAUGACAUUGUUCGUGUUGAUGUUGAGGAAAGAUCCAAUGAGUUGCAAGACGAAGUUAUGUCUUUGGAGGAUCAGAGGAUUCUUAGUAGCUACCUACCACUACUUAGAGAGUUUAUUCCAAGUGCUGCAGCACAGAUUGAAACUGAUGUACGAGAUUACAUGUCCAAGCAAGAUGAUUAUGUAUAUGACUAUUAUACCAUAAGGGAUGACAUGGAUAUAGGUGAUGAAGAUUCCUUAAGCCCUUUUCCUCUGGUUCAGGUAGAGGAUGAAGAUUUCUAUGAUGGGUUAGAUGAUGAAUCAGAAUACGAGAGUGAUGAUUCAAAUGCUGAGGACCAUCCAAGAAACGAUUAUCCUGAUGAAAUCUCCGAAGAGGAAGACGAAGUUGAAGAGGAGAGCGAAGCAUCAAGUGGUGAAUUAGAAGAUGCUGAUGAUACUAGUAGUACAUCUUCAGAAUUUGAGGAAUCGAGGCAUGGCUUGUCUGAAGAUGCAGUCCAAUAUGAAGAUGGAAUUUAUGAUGAUGAGGACGCUUUUGACUAUGAGGAUGAUGAUAACUUUGAUUAUGAUGACAACGACGGUGAUGAUGAUGGCAAUGCUUGGAGAUGAAAAUAAUGGGUAUUAUAUUUCUCAUUGCCUCUUGGUAGCCUGUAAACCUCCAUGUUGUCAUCUUUAAUGUCUAGUCUGACUUGAAAGAUUCAUACUUGCAUCUAAUGUGUGGAUCUUUGUCAUGGUCAUUCUAGUCAUCUUCAUGGAUGUUUAAUUGUAAAUCUAUACGUAGAAUAGCACUGUUAUUCCUCCUCGUUUUAGUAUUUUUUGUUUUUUUGGUUUGUUUUCCCUUCAAAACAGGGAGAGGUUUACAAUAAUAGAUUGUCAACAUAUUGCACUAAGUAUAGGUGGGUGUAGGAGUCUCUUUUGUUUUUGUAAAGAAUAUUUUACCUCUUUAGGGUGAGAAGAGUUAUUUUGAUUUGUUUAA
Manihot esculenta (cassava) is the source of this 2490-nucleotide messenger RNA. RefSeq names its product RNA-directed DNA methylation 4. The transcript has 10 exons. The record is from RefSeq and is a predicted model, not a curated record. Lineage: Eukaryota; Viridiplantae; Streptophyta; Magnoliopsida; Malpighiales; Euphorbiaceae. The coding region runs from base 1020 to 2123 and encodes 367 amino acids.